Molecule: messenger RNA, 1114 nt
Organism: Aspergillus saccharolyticus JOP 1030-1
Lineage: Eukaryota; Fungi; Ascomycota; Eurotiomycetes; Eurotiales; Aspergillaceae
Product: eukaryotic translation initiation factor 3 subunit J
Exons: 3
Coding region: 81-881 (266 amino acids)
Cellular component (GO): cytoplasm; eukaryotic translation initiation factor 3 complex
Molecular function (GO): translation initiation factor activity
Source: RefSeq, a predicted model, not a curated record
CUGGAUCCUUGACUGGCUACGCGGGGUUGCUUUUCCGACCUCAACCCUCCUGUUCUUAUCUCGAACCAUUUUUGUCCGUCAUGGCUCCUUCAAAGUGGGAUGAUGAGGAGGAGAGCGUCUCCCCCCCUCCCGUUGCUGCCCGCCGCAAGUUUGACGAUGAGGAAGAGGACGAUGUUCUCGACUCGUGGGACGCUGCCGAAGACUCCGAAGUAGAGAGAGAGAAGGCUGCCAAGGCUGCUGAGGCCAAGGCCAAGGCCGAAGCCGAAGCGGCCGCCAACAAGAAGAGCAAGGCGCAGCGGAUACAAGAGCACAAGGCGACGCGGAAGGCGCAGGCCGAAGCCGACGACGAUGAAGAAAGCGAGGAGGACGAAGCCGAGCGGCGCGCCCGCCUCCGCAAGACGGAGAAGGAUGCCGACCUUAAGCACGCCGAGGACCUGUUUGGCGACAUCGACCUCAACCGGAUGCGCAACCGCGGUGCUCCCAAGGCUAUCGUCAUCGGCAACUCGGCUGACCCUACCCAGGCGAUUGACCUUUCAGCCAUGCCGCUGUUCAAACCCACCACUAAGGACCAGUUCGCGCAACUCACCGCGGCCCUGAUCCCCCUGUUGACGGCACACUCCAAGAAGCCCCAGUAUGCUCUCUGGGCGCAGGAAUUUGUCAAGCAGCUGGCCAAAGAGCUGCCCAGUGGCGACGUGAAGAAGAUGGCCUCCGGCUUGACCACGCUCAGUAACGAGAAGAUGAAAGAGGAGCGUGCCGCUGACAAGGGUAACAAGAAGACGAAGGCCGCCAAGACCAAGGUUUCUCUCGUGGCUGCCAGAGACAACCACAUUGAUUCCAACUCUUAUGAUGAUGAUGGUCUUGAUGACGAUGACUUCAUGUAAAUAUCUCAACUAGGCGUGACCCGUUUCCCUUUGUCAUCCUUCCCUAGAAACAUUUCCUUUAUUGUUUCAGUCUCAGGUUCAUUCCCUCCAGAUUUCCAAUUAGACCGAUCCUGACAUCCUUUUGAUGUGCCCUCAUUUCUGUAUAGUUCGUAUAAAUCCAUCUCCCUGUUGCCCUUUCUUGGCCUUUUGCUUUACCCUGAUAGCGUACUAUCGUUUGCACAGCUACCUAUAUU